Messenger RNA from Durotheca rogersii, 1308 nucleotides. Its product is annotated as glycoside hydrolase family 16 protein. Gene Ontology annotation, molecular function: hydrolase activity, hydrolyzing O-glycosyl compounds; glycosyltransferase activity. NCBI's taxonomy places the organism in Eukaryota, Fungi, Ascomycota, Sordariomycetes, Xylariales, Xylariaceae. Gene Ontology annotation, cellular component: fungal-type cell wall. The coding region runs from base 1 to 1308 and encodes 435 amino acids. Gene Ontology annotation, biological process: fungal-type cell wall organization; carbohydrate metabolic process. The record is from RefSeq and is a predicted model, not a curated record. The transcript is spliced from 2 exons.
AUGCCGUCUUCCUCGUCGUUAGUAGCGGCCUUAGCGCUGCUCGCGUCGGUCCUCGUAUCUCCCGUCGCCGGCCAGCUGCACACGGACUGCAACCCGCUGAACGAGACGUGUCCGGCGGACCCGGCGCUGGGGACGGCGCACACGUUCGUGUUCAACAGCACGCCGCCGGCGGGGACGUUCAACACGACGGCGGGCGUGGUCAGCUACAGCGCGGACCUGGGCGCGGCGUUCACGAUCAACCGCAAGGGCGAGUCGCCGACGCUGAUCUCCAACUUCUACUUCUUCGGCGGGCGCACCGAGGUGCUGCUGCGCGCCGCGUCGGGCACCGGCAUCAUCAGCUCGAUCGUCUGGUCCUCCGACGUGCUCGACGAGGUCGACUGGGAGUUCAUGGGCGGCAACGCGACCCACGCGUCGACCAACUACUUCGGCAAGGGCCACCCCGACUUCCGCAACGCCGGCUACCACCCCGUCGCCGGCGGCGUCCAGGACGACUUCCACAACUACACCUCCACCUGGACCGAGGACAAGCUCGAGUGGUUCAUCGACGGCGAGCUCAUCCGCACCCUCCACGCCAAGGACGCCAACGACUCCUACUACUACCCCCAGACCCCCAUGAAGCUCAGCCUCGGCAUCUGGGCCGGCGGCGACCCCGACCAGCCCAAGGGCACCAUCGAGUGGGCCGGCGGCGAGACCGACUACUCCCGCCCCUACACCAUGUGGGUCAAGAGCGCCUUCGUCGAGGACUACUCGACCGGCAAGGAGUACUCGUACAGCGACAACAGCGGGUCGUGGGAGAGCAUCAAGAUCGUUAGCGGCAACUCGACCGCGUUCGAGAACAUCCACCGGGAGCCGGAGAAGUCGCUGUCGGAGAAGUGGGAGGCGCUGCCGGCGGGGACGAAGAUGGGCGUGUACGGGGCGGCGGGGGGCGUGGGCGGGCUGCUGAUCGUCGCGCUGGCCGUGUACUCGUUCAAGCAGCGGCGCCGCGGCCGCCGGGAGGCCGCGCUCGCCGCCCAGCGCGAGGAGCAGGAGCGCCUCGAGCUCGAGCGCUUCCGCAAGGAGGGCCGCGACCCCGACGCCCUGCGCUUCGACGGCGCCGAGUACAAGGGCGCCGCCGGCGUUGCCACCGCUGCUUACGCCGUCCCCGACUCCCCCCCCGGCACCUCCGCCGGCCCCCCCGCCGCCGCCUGGGACCCCACCGGCCCCGCCCCCGCCCCCGCCGCCGUCCCCCUCCUCCGCGACGACGCCAUGAACAGCCCUGUCGGCCCCCCCCGGAAUAACAGCUUCCCCCCCCAGCAGGGCCGCUUCUGA